GUCAGAGAAACAGACACCAGUGACUAACAUCCGUCUCUCUCUCACACACACACACACACACACACACACACACACACACACUUUCUCUCUCCCAGUCCCUCUCUCCGUCUCUCUCUUCUCCCGCCUGUUACUCGUCACGGUGACGCGCCGAUGACGCGCGCUCAUACCUGUGACCGUGAGCGAGUCGGGCACGCGGCUGACAGCGAUGAGGAAGAGGAUGCUGAUGCUGCUGCCAUGGCAACAGACUGUCACGCGCUCACUCGCCGAUUUCAUAUUUAUUUGAUUGCGCGUUCGUCCUUCGCGUCACGCGGACCCGGAAUCUGAGCAACAAGUGGAGCUGAGAAACGCGCGCCGCGACGCGCCCCGGACACACCGCCGCUCCGGAACAAUCUGUUGCUGAGGAAGAGGAAGAUGAUGAAGCUGCGCGCUGAUUGACAGCUGGAUGUCCUGUAUCUGUGUCGCCCCUUUACAUAAGCGCGAGAGGUCUCCGUGAGCACCGGAGAGAGUGCGCGGAUCGCCGAGAUGCUGGCCGGUGUCGGAGCGCGUCGGAGUCGCUGGGCCUCAAGGACACGCGCGAGGAGAAGCGCGCAGAAAUGACGGACGGCGCGUCAAGGGCGAAUCCGCCGCGCGUUACUCAAGGGCGUUCGAGCACGAUGAGGAGCCGACGGGGAGCAGCCGCGCGGCGGGGUGGAGGACGCGCGUUUCACCGGCGCUGAGGUCAAACCGACAGCGAGCUCAUUCUUCAGCGUAAUGACAGAACUGACUAGCGUUUAUCUGACAGAAGCGUGACAACAGGUCAGUGUGUGUGUGAAAGAGUGAGUGUGUGCGAAAGAGUGAGUGUGUGCGUGCUCUCUAGAACUGGCAUGGAUGGUGGCACAGCGGGCACCGGGGACCCUCGGCCCGCCCGCAACGGCGACUCUAAGCGGCGCAGCAAGAGCAGCCUGCCGUCCCCCGGGUACCGGCUCUCGCAGGCGUCUCUGGAGGGCGAUCGCGGGGAUCCGCUGCCCGGGCGCCGCCGCCUCUCCAUCCUGAGCUCCACGCGCGACAGCGGCCCGUUCCGCCCGGGCACCGCCGCCGGGACCCCGACCACCCCCCUGCCGCUGCAACUCCCUCACGCCGGCUCCGCUCCGCCGACCGUGCAGCGCUCCGUGGGCUUCGCCGCGUCCCGAGCAGCUCUGGCCUCCACCUCCUCCUCAACCGGCACCGGGAUGGUCGUGGUGGCCGCUACCGGACCCGAGACCACCACGACCACGGCGGCCGGGAGCCCGGAGGCCGGACCCGGGCUGGACGGAGAGGAUUACAGCUUCUCCAACCAGUCCACCUUCAUCCAGCGGCAGUUCGGCGCGAUGCUGCAGCCCGGAGUCAACAAGUUCUCGCUCCGCAUGUUCGGCAGCCACAAGGCGGUGGCGCUGGAGCAGGAGAGGCUCAAAUCCGCCGGCUCCUGGAUCAUACACCCGUACAGCGACUUCAGGUUUUACUGGGAUCUGCUGAUGCUGCUGCUGAUGGUGGGGAACCUGAUCAUCCUGCCGGUGGGCAUCACCUUCUUCAAGGAUGAGAACACUCCGUCGUGGAUCAUCUUCAACGUGGUGUCAGACACACUCUUCCUGGUGGACCUGGUGCUGAACUUCCGCACCGGCAUCGUCAAGGAGGACAGCACCGAGAUCCUGCUGGACCCCCGCGCCAUCCGCCAGCGCUACCUCAAGAGCUGGUUCCUGGUGGACUUCGUCUCCUCCAUCCCGGUGGACUACAUAUUCCUGAUGGUGGACCUGGAGGCAGGACUCGACUCGGAGGUUUACCGGACUGCCAGAGCUCUGCGCAUCGUCCGCUUCACCAAGAUCCUGAGUCUGCUGCGACUGCUGCGUCUGUCCAGACUCAUACGCUACAUACACCAGUGGGAAGAGAUCUUCCACAUGACCUAUGACCUGGCGAGUGCGAUGGUGCGGAUCGUCAAUCUGAUUGGCAUGAUGCUGCUGCUGUGCCACUGGGACGGCUGUCUGCAGUUCCUGGUGCCCAUGCUGCAGGACUUCCCUCACGACUGCUGGGUCGCCAAGAACAACAUGGUGAACGACACGUGGGGCGUGCAGUACUCGUACGCGCUCUUCAAGGCCAUGAGCCACAUGCUGUGCAUCGGGUACGGCGCUCAGGCUCCAGAGGGGAUGACGGACGUGUGGCUCACGAUGCUCAGCAUGAUCGUAGGAGCCACGUGUUACGCCAUGUUCAUCGGCCACGCCACCGCGCUCAUCCAGUCGCUCGACUCCUCUCGCAGACAGUACCAGGAGAAGUAUAAGCAGGUGGAGCAGUACAUGUCGUUUCAUAAGCUUCCAGCAGACGUCAGGCAGAAAAUCCACGAGUAUUAUGAGCAUCGAUACCAGGGCAAGAUGUUUGAUGAGGAGAACAUUCUGGGAGAGCUGAGCGAGCCCUUAAAAGAGGAGAUUGUGAGCUUCAACUGCCGUAGCUUGGUGGCUAACAUGCCUCUGUUCGCUAACGCCGACCCAAACUUCGUGACAGCGGUGCUCACCAAGCUGAAGUUUGAGGUGUUCCAGCCCAAUGACUUCAUCAUCCGCGAGGGAACCGUUGGCCGUAAGAUGUACUUCAUCCAGCACGGACGGGUCAGCGUCCUCACUCGAGGAAACAAGGAGACCAAACUCAGCGACGGCUCUUAUUUCGGUGAGAUCUGUCUGCUGACCCGCGGCAGGAGGACGGCCAGUGUCCGGGCAGACACGUACUGCCGCCUGUACUCCCUCAGUGUGGACAGCUUCAAUGAGGUUCUGGAGGAGCAUCCCAUGAUGAGACGUGCCUUCGAGACGGUGGCAGCCGACAGGCUCGAUCGCAUCGGUAAGAAGAACUCCAUACUGUUGCGCAAGACGUCUCAGGGAGGGUCAGUAGCGGGCAGCAGUCUGGGCCGGGGAGGAGGCAGCCGUGGCGGAGGGGCAGGAGCUGCCGGUCUGGGUUCCUGUGAUAGUGUUCUGGUCCAGCAGAUCGUGAAGCAUGACAGCAUGCCCACCAUGCAGGACAUCACUGUGUGCCCCCGAGGCAGCACUGGAGGGACUGUCUCCCCCAGACCUCACCCGCUGAUCUGGGCACCGCUGGUCCACGCUCCCCUGCAGGCGGCCGCCGCCACCACCAAUGUGGCCAUAGCAUUAAUGCAUCAGCAGCAGCAACAGCAGCAGCUCCAACAGCAGCUCCAACAGCAGCACGCCCUCGGAGCCGCCAUCUUCCUUCCUUCUGCGCUGCCCAUCUCACCGUCCCCCUCCUCCUGCCCACUCUCACCUCCCCGGCCACCCAUUCUACACCCUCGCCAGUCUCUCAGCUCUCUGAUCAGUGUGAUGGGUGGGCUGCCUCCACGGGGAAUCCCAUCCUCUAUAACUCCUACACCCUCACCCUCCACCUUAGGACCAACCACUGUGGGCAUGGCUCCUCCUCCGGCAGGCGGAGUUGCUAAAACUCCUCCUACACCUGCAUCAUCAGUCCCUGCUCCCCUGCAAGCUGGCAGAACUCUUCAUUACAGUCUGCGCCUCCACACAGAGCCCACCACAUCACCUGUGCAUAAAGCAGCUCCACCCUCUUCAGCGGUCAUGGCUUUGUCUACUGAAGGACGUAACAUCAGCUCCACUCCACAGGGGGCUAAAGAGGCUUUACUGCGCCAUGUUGGUGGCGGCAGCACCCAGGGCCUGCCCAUGAUCGGCAGACUCACCCAGGAGGCCCGCCUGCUCUCUGCAUCACAGCCGACACUCCCACACCGGGGCUGGACAGGAGUCCAGCCUCAUCCACCUCUCCAUCGGAAAGCAUCUGGAGGAAACCUGCUGCCGGCACCCUUCCUUCUGUCCGCAGGUCUUGCUAGAGGAGGAAGCGCAGGUGUUUUGAGUUCAAAUGCACCACAGCCUGUUGCCCCACAGACGGCUGCACACCCUGCGCUGUUGCUGCCCACUCAGCUGGGACAUGCAGCUCCUCUAGCAUCAGCUCUGCCACCUCUCGCACCUUUAUCCGCAUGCCCAAAGCAACCCCCUCUGUGCUCCACCAACCCUCCUUUACCUCUUGCUGCCACUGCUCUAGGAGUUCCUCAAACCCAGCGGGCCAAACCAGGCACUACAAUACCCACUCCUCCUUCCACAUCUCCUCCACCUUGCCUACGCCCUCCUUCACCUUCUCCAUCAAUCUCCACCUCUCCAACUUCUUCAUCUGGCAACUCUUUGGCUCAGAACUCCCGUGCCAAGCCCUCUCAGACGCCUCCACCACCCUCCCCGUUAUCCUGCACCACCAAUUCAACACCCACUGUCACUCCCUCUCACACCCCCACCCCGACUCGAACCCCAACACCUAUUCAAACUCCCAUUCAGACCCCCACCCAAUCUAGAACACCAGUGGCCAUCCAAAUCCAAUCCCAGAGCCGGAGUCCAACUCUUGUCCAGAUCCCAGCAGCAAUUCCAACCUCAGCCUCCAUUCAGAGUCAGUUUCCCCCCCAGAUGCCAAGUAAACCUCUAGGUUUCACCCCAGGACAAAGUUCUGCAGUCCAGCUGUCAUCCACCAUCCAAGUCUUGAGUUCUGCUUCUUCUCCAGCACGUUCUCCGGUCUCCAGUCAAACCCAGAGUGCCACACAGACCUCCAGCUCUCCUUGGACCCCAGUGUCCCCGAUCCACACCCCGGCCCCCAGCAGACCCUCCACCCCUGCUCCUGCCGCUGCUCCAUCACCUUCUCCAGCAUCCACUCCACCUCCUUCUACUUCACAGCCCCAGAAGCCAGCUGCUGUCCAGACUCAGACCUUAAAUGUUUUGUCUACUCCGACCUUAAGUCCAUCUCACACUCCUGCUCCCAGUGGCUCUGCAUCUGCAGUCCUCCAGUCCGCCUCCACUUCCUCAAACGAGGGAAAGAAAGAGCAGGACUUGCAGAGAGAUUUAGAGAGCAAGAGACAAAAGUAUCCUGCUAACAUGUGAGGAGGGAGGUGGAGGCCGGUCGGAGACUCUGUUGUACAUGCUGAGGUCAGAAAUGGAGAUUUCUACAGCAUCAGUUCAGGUUCCGUGAGCAUGUUGUCUGUGUUCGACCAUGGCGAAGGUGUAGCUCUUCUGACUUAACAUCUGCCCAAGCUAAUCAAGGUAAAAGCAAAAUGACUCUAGAACUAGAAGAACUUGAUUGGUGUCGUUCAGGUCAGGAAUGUCAGGUAGAAUCUUUUUUCGUGACUGGUAAACCAACAGAGUCAUAACAGCCAUCAGCAAAACAUGUUAGAGAACCAGCAUCUUUCCCUGAACAGAUAUUUGAUAUUUCCAGAAAACAAUCACUGGCCUUUUUAGGUGAUGGGCUUUUAAUCUUUCAUAGUCCAGACUCAAAUUCUGUCAUUUGCCAAAAAUGUCUUAAAGGGAAUGUAAAUGAAGAACUGCCACCACUUUGACACAUCUGCACAGUUAAAGAUACAAAACAUAUGAGAAGAUCAGAGAUGCUCCAUCAGAUCAGAUCAGCUCUAGCCAUAUAACAUCUCACUAACAGAUCAGAUUACUGUAUACACAACCUGUGUGAACAUCUCUCUAGCCAUGCAGAAGCUGGAGAGUCGUUCCACUGAACGUCCGUCACAGGGUUACAAAUACGACAAAUCUUAUUGCACUUCCAUGUAGAGUGUAAUGUAAUGUGUCCUGGCUGCCCUGGGGCACCAAACUGGAGACGUGCAUUCUGAGUGGGGGAAGGUUUUCAGCACAGAGAACUUGUGUUGAUUUAGGGAAGCGUUUACACCACACUGCCUACAAAUAAAAAUCGAAAACUUUUUCUGCAUUUUGACCAUUCAUUUGCACAGUUUUAAGAGGCUCAAAGUGUGUUUUUAAGUGUCUCAGUUUACUGCAGCAUGGUGGUUCACAGCUAGAAGGUCACUUGUUCGAGUCUCGGCUGGAUCAGUUGGUGUUUCUGUGUGGAGUUUGCAUGUUCUCCCCGUGUUGGUGUGGGUUUCCUCUGGGUGCUCCGGUUUCCCCCACAGUCCAAACACAUGUGCUAUAGGUGAAUUGGGUAGGCUAAAUAGUCCGUAGUGUAUGAAUGUGUAUGGGUGUUUCCCAGAGAUGGGUUGCAGCUGGAAGGGCAUCCGCUGCGUAAAACACAUGCUGGAUAAGUUGGCGGUUCAUUCUGCUGUGACGACCCCUGAUUAAUAAAGGGACUAAGCCGAAAAUAAAAUAAAUGAAUGAAUGAAUUGGCUGUAGUGUAUGUAUGUGAAUGCGGGAGUGUAUGGGCAUCCUCUGUGUAAAACAUAUGUUGAAUAAGUUGGCGGUUCAUCCCGCUGUGGUGACCCCUGAUUGAUAAAGGGACUAAGCUGAAAAGAAAAUGAAUGAAUGAAUGAAUGUCUCAGUUUAGGCUGGCACGGUGUCUCAGUGGUCAGCACUGUGACCUCACAGCAAGAAGGUCAUUGGUUCGAGUCUCGGCUGGGUCAGUUGGUGUUUCUGUGUGGAGUUUGCAUGUUCUCCCCUGUGUUGGUGUGGGUUUCCUCCGGGUGCUCCGGUUUCCCCCACAGUCCAAACACAUGCGCUAUAGGGGAACUGAUCAACUGAAUUGAUCGUAGUGUAUGAGUGUGUGUUUGAAUGAUUGUAUAUGAGUGUUUCCAAGUAAUGGGUUGCGGCUAGAGGGGCAUCCGCUGCAUAAAACGUGCUAUAAUAGUUGGUGGUUCAUUCCACUGUGGUGACUCCUGAUAAAUAAGAGACUAAGCUGAAGGAAAUUGAGUGUCUCACUUUAAACUACACUAAGUAGCCAGUGCAGUGUUUGUGUAAGUCACAGCGCCUGCUACUGGACAUGAGGAAUACAGCGCUUUAGUCAUGUUGACAGAUCUGAAUGAGCGGAUGGUUUUGUCAGGCUGUCUUCAUCUCUAGAUGAACCAUUUCAGAACUGCAGAAUAAAAAGUUUUCCAUUUUUAACCGCAGCACUGUUGUGUAAACGCACCCCUGCUGUACACUGCCUGACUACUGUAAAUGGUGCAUUGUACAUAGUGAGUAAAGCUUAAGAUGCAUUUCUACACACAGAAGCAGAACUUCAGUUUAGCAGCAGUUUUGUGCACUUGUGUUUUGUCUAGCUGUGUCCCUCCACUCGUUAGCCAGUGAUUACCUGAUCAGUAUGCAAAUCAAAAGAGUUCAUAUUUUAACAUCUCAAGACCUUAGUGGAGAAUUACCAAAGGAAACGUAAUCCAAACCGUGAUGAUUUUCUUCUGUGUGUCAACUCAUUCUGCAUUAGCCUCUCACAGGAGACCUGACGUUUUGUUGCUAUGGCGAGUUUCCAAUUGGCGGCAGAACAAACGGAGCCCCUGAAGACACGUGAUGGAACAAAGAGAAGGAUCAGGGUUUGAGUUGGAUUUGGUAUUUUACUGACGGCCAGAGUCUGGCUGAGCUGCUGAUCAAUAUAUGAGAAUAUCAGCUUGAGUUCCAGCGCUUUCCUCAUCACCAGAGUGUAAUAUUUGCCCAUUAUUAAUAACUGAAUAUCUGUAUAGAAGAGAUGAUGUACACUCAGUUCUGUUGAUGAGAUACAGUAGACGCAGUCCAUCAGUAGUUGUGCUCUCAGGUGUUUGGUGUUAGUUUGCACAGUAUGAUGUCCUCACUCCGCUGUAACUGAACUUGUGUUUGUUUUGAUCGUGUGUUGCACUAAACAGCGCUUUAGUUCUCUGCCGAUUCCCUCUCUGCCUGUUAGUGCCAGCACACACACACACACACACACAC
Messenger RNA from Danio aesculapii, 7670 nucleotides. Its product is annotated as potassium/sodium hyperpolarization-activated cyclic nucleotide-gated channel 3. Gene Ontology annotation, biological process: potassium ion transport; transmembrane transport. Gene Ontology annotation, molecular function: voltage-gated potassium channel activity. Gene Ontology annotation, cellular component: membrane. The record is from RefSeq and is a predicted model, not a curated record. NCBI's taxonomy places the organism in Eukaryota, Metazoa, Chordata, Actinopteri, Cypriniformes, Danionidae.